Molecule: messenger RNA, 3609 nt
Organism: Ectocarpus siliculosus
Lineage: Eukaryota; Phaeophyceae; Ectocarpales; Ectocarpaceae
Source: the annotation of a GenBank genome assembly
AUGCUGGAUAGCUUCUUCUGCCUCCUUGACAUGUGGUUUCCUGACGGCGAUCGCGGCUGUGCGACUGAGAGGCAGGCAAGGGCAUGCCGCGGGCAAGAAGCACGAAGAGAGGUGUGGGACGUAUCAUGGUCGCUGCUGGGGUUGGAGAUGGUGGCGGUGCUGCCGUGCCCCGAAGUGGUGAAGGUGGCGGGGUUUCUGCUGAAGGGGCCAAUAGGGAACGCACCAGUCGCCAGUGGAGAGUCAAAAGCCCCCAGAAGUACGGCGCAGGCGGCGGCGGCGGCGGCGGCGGCGGGUGACUCGGGCGGUCCGGUAAGGGCAGACUUCACCGGGUGGCACUCCUGGCCGAAGACACGGCAAGGGUCGAGACCCGAAGACGGAAGGAUCGAAGACGCUUCGGGCAAGGUGGACAUGAACGGGUCCGGAGCAGGCCUUCCCCUCCGACAGGCCUCCCCGUACCCGUGCUUCGAGGGCAGGGCCGGCGAGAAGAACGGCGGCGAGAGCAGCGGUGACGGCACGGGCGGAGGAGGCUCGAGCGGGACGAAGGACGAGGAAGGUCGUCGUCUCGAGAAGAAGCAGGAACCCGCCGACCCCAAGCAAAAGGCCCGCGAACAGACUCCCCCAGAACAGGAGGUCCCCGAACCGGCGGCCCCCAAGCCGGAGGCCCCCAAAGAGCAGGUUCCCAGGCAGCAGCACAAGCCCCUCCAACAGCGACCUACCACACCGGAACCUCCCCCGCAGAAGGCGCCCACACCGGCGCCCUCCAACCCGAAGGCCCCCAAGCGAAAGGACCCCAGGCGGGAGCCCCUCAAAUGGAAUGGUACGGCUAGCGGGGGGGGGCGAGCUUCGGGCAAUAGCGGCCGCAGCAGGACGCUGCGGAAGACCACGGCGAACGCCACCCGUUCUAGAAGAAACCCGGUCACCGCCGGUGGGUCGGCCGCCAAUGAUUUCGCGGCGAUCCCUCCGACCGGGGUGAGGGGGGGAAAGCCAGGCCGUGGUUCUCCCAUCGGAGGCCCCCGGCGUGCCCGACGCCAAGCGGCGACGGCGGCGGCGGCAUUGAGCCCUGGGCGCAGCCGCACCGCGACUGGUGCAGCGGCGGGGGCAGCGGCGACUCGCGCUAAUGCGAGGACCCCUGAGCGCAGCCCCAGCUCGGAGAAGGUAGCCAUAGGCAGCUGUGCUGCAAGCACGACAGGGAAGAGGAAACGUCAGGGGGGCGACGGCGGCGGGGCACUCCCCUCGAAGACUCCGCGUAGCCCCGGCGGUCAUGCGACGGUGUUGGGUGUCGCUGCCGUGGCUGUGUCAGCGGCGGCGGCGGCGGUGCUUCCCCCGGGUACCGCAAACACCCCCCUGCAAAUGCCUGAGAAGACGAGGCCUUCUUCCGGUCGAUGCAGCGGCGGGGGCGGCGGCCGCGGCGGGGGUAAAGCCGAUGAAGAUCGAAGCGGAGAGAGCAGCGGGAGCAUUCCUAAUGUCGAGAGUACAGAAAUAGAGGACGACAGCGGCGGCGGCGGCAAUGCCUGCGAAGAUCGAAACGGAGAGGGAAGCGGGAGCGUGUCUAUGGUCGAGGGCACAGAUGUCGGGGACGAAAGCGCCGGUGCCGGCGACGGCGGCAAAUCCGAUGAAGAUCGAACCGGAGAAGGCAGCGGGAUCGUGUCUACAGUCGAGGGAAAAGAUCCCGGAGAUGACCCUGGCGGCGGUGGCAACGACGGCCUUCCUGCUGUGGUAGGCCGUGGCUCUGCCCCUUUCGCCGCUGCUGCUGUCGGCGGUACCGCCGAUGCCGGCUCGGUGCGGCAAGAGAACAACACCCCGGGGGGAGGGAAGGCCGGUCGAGCGAGAAGAGACAAAAAAAACAAGAAGAAAGGGGCAGUGGGCUCACCCCCCAACGCCGCUGCGGAGUUAAGGUUCCUCAAGUCCGAGGAAGCUCAUGCCGUCCCCCUUACCCCGACCCCGCGGUAUUACCUGCCGGCAGACCAGGGCGGGCCCAUCAUCGAGGAUGCCGCCGGAGUCCCCGCCACGGAGCAAGGGGACGGGAUAGGAGGCGGCCGGCGUUUCAGGCCUGCGCUGAGCGAGGGGGGCGCCGACGUGGUAUGGGACCGCCGGCGGUUUAACCUCACGGUACCGGCGAAGGAGGGCGGCGGCGGCGGCGGCGGCGGCGGCGGCGGUGGCUGCUGCUGCGGGGGAGCGGUCGUCGACGAAGCGGUAACGGAAGAGGCGGGAUUUUCGUCGGCGGAUUCUUCCCCGGAGACGGCAGGUUCGCCUCCGCACGGGGCCGGCGGCGGCACCGGCGGCCACGACAAGGGAAAAGGAAAGGAUCCGCCGCCCCCUCGUGACAGCACCCCGCGGGCGAGGAAGAACAAGCGCACGCUGACGCUGAGGGAAAAGCAGGACGAGAUUUUUGAGACGCUCGUCAACAGCAGCCGCCAGAAGGACCUCAUCACCCCCCAGGUCCACCCCCACGUCCACUUCGUGGCCGACACGCACGCGUACAUGAUGGAGAAGAACGAAGUCAUUGGCUGGCUCGGAGGUUGGUUCGACGAGGAAAACAAGGUGCUGUACGUCCAGACAGCGGUUCCGUGUCGGGAGGAUCAGGAGCUCUCGGGCGGGGCCAGGGGCAUGACGGAGGUUUCCAUGUGCCAGGCGUCGUCGUUUCACACCAGCGAGGCCAUUCGGGACCGUCGGUUGCAGCUGGUUGGCUGGUAUCACUCGCACCCAAAGUUCGUCAACGACCCGUCCCCGAUCGACGUCGAGAACCACCAGAUGUUUCAGAAGGACGAGAAUGGCGAGGGCUCCUCGGGUGCGUGGGUUGGUCUCAUCGUCGGGAGGAAGACGAGUCCGAGUGACUUCCGGUGGUUCCGAAACGCUCAUGUGGAGCGAGAGCAGCAGCAGCGGCAGCGGCAGCAGAGGAAGCGGGGAAGGGCGGUUGCACGCGCACGGGCGGCGGCCAAGGCGCUGGAGCGAGCAGCCGAGAAGUCCACCACCCACCUGGUGGUCAAGAACUUGGACGAUACUCUACAUGCUGCUGCUGCUGCUGCUGUUAGAGGUGUCGGUGGUGACGGAGAUGUCGGAAGGGCUGCCGCUCUUGCUGCCGGCGCCCCCGCCAGCAACAACGGCGGCAGCGAGAGCCCCCUCCCGUCUCACGCGCCGGCAGCCGGAAGAGUUCCUGCCAACACCGACAACAACACCACCGCCGCCGCCGCCAUCGACGCAGAUUCUCCACCGCUUGGCUUACCUCAGCAAGGACCUGCAGUAAACGGCGUUAAAGCACCCCCCGGCGAUGUCACGCAGCAGGCUGGGAAACUCGGAGCCGCUACCCUUGACGCGAUAAUCGCCAUCUCCAGAGACCCUCCUUUGAUCAUGUCGGAGGAGGCCCUGGAGGUCUUGAAGGGGGCUACCGGCGGCGGGAGCGGAGAGGGGGUCGAAGGUUACAGGCCGAAGAUGGACCGCAUCGUGGAGUCGGUGACGAGCUUGGGCAGGUACUACGCGGGGGUGUCGGGAAGGGCAUCCCUCUCCCACGGCGCCAAGGCAGGCAUGCCCACGUUGGCAAAGCUGGCCGGAUCACUGGCGCAGACGGUGCAACACAUGGAGGGUGUGACUACAUUCACUCUAUGCGAAUGA